AUGAUGACACGUUCCAGAGACCUUGAGAAAGCAAUCCAUCCAACGGUUUCCAGUCCAUCCAGUACCAAAUCUCGGGACGAGCAUGGAGACUGCAACGGCGAAAACCCGGAGAUAUCGUCCCCAACUGUCGACCGUAUCAAUGACCGUCUAGUGCGUUUAAACAACCAGCACGGGGCAAUAUGGGCCUCGCCAACAGAUUCGUCCGAUCCUUACAACUGGCAGCCUUUGCGCAAGUUCAUCAUUGGAACGAUAUUCUCCUUCGGCCAAUUGAUUCCCAUCAUGUCUGCAAGUAUGAUUGCGCCGUCGCUUCCCGCCAUCGCUUCGGAUCUCGCUAUUAGCGCUUCUACAGCCCAAAUUACCAUGUCGGUAUUCUUCCUUGGUAUGGCCUUUGCGCCGUUCUUGAUAGCGAGUGCUAGUGAGGUAUGGGGGAGGAAGCCGGUUUGGAUAAUUUGUAAUGCCUGGUAUGUGGUUUGGAACGCGCUGUGUCCAGUCGGCAGAAACACGGGGUUGAUGAUAGUUGGGAGGUUUAUGGCUGGAGCCGGGGCGAGUGUUGGCGUCACGUUGAACGGUCCAGUGAUGGCGGAUAUGUAUGGCGAGAAUGAGCGAGGCAAAUCUCUGGCCAUGGUGUCCUUGCUUCCCUUUCUUGGCCCUGCUCUCGGACCGAUUGUUGGUGGACUGGUUACCCAUUCCAUACAUUGGUCAUGGAUAUUCUGGAUUAUGAGCAUCUUCAACGCCGUCAUCUUGAUUCUUGGCUUCGUCUGGAUUCGCGAAUCAUACACACCGGUCUUGCUACGUCGCAAAGCGUUAGCCGAAGGUGGUAACGUCCCGACCGCCAAAGCUGAACGUGUUCGCAUUGCGCAGCACCUCCUGCGUCCAGUCCGAAUUCUAAUGGAAAGGCCUAUUAUCUGGCUCAAUGCACUGACCGCAACAUUGUCCUUCGCUGUCUACACCCUCAUGCUCUCGACAUAUGCGUCGCUAUGGAUCGAGAAGUAUGGUCAAUCUGAGUUUGUCAGCAGCUUGCACUACAUGUCGAUUGCGAUAGGCGCAACAAUUUGUGGCCAAUUAGGUGGUCGCAUAAUGGACUGUUCGUAUCGAUAUUUGAUCAAGCGAACUGGUAGUAAAGGUGUUCCCGAGUUCCGCAUCCCCUACAUGGUUCCGGGGAUGAUCAUCAUGCCAGCCGGACUUUUCUGGUAUGGAUGGUCGGCUGAACGCACACUCCACUGGAUAAUGGUUGACGUCGGAGUUAUCAUCUUCACACUUGGGAGCUUCAUCGUGAAUCAAGCGACCAUUGCAUACAUGAUCGAGGAGUUCGGCCAAUUCGCAGCUUCCGCUGGUGCAGGUGUUCGCUCAGUUUCGUAUGGUCUUGCCUUCGUGUUCCCGAUCUUUGCGCCCAACCUAUACAACACUCUGGGAUAUGGAUGGGGUAACAGUACGUUAGCCUUUGUUACGGUUGGUUUAGGAUUGCCGGCGUGUGCAGUCCUGUGGUGGUGGGGCGAUAGGAUAAGAGCUCUCGGCAGGUCAACGUGA
Alternaria atra is the source of this 1527-nucleotide messenger RNA. RefSeq lists its product as uncharacterized. NCBI's taxonomy places the organism in Eukaryota, Fungi, Ascomycota, Dothideomycetes, Pleosporales, Pleosporaceae. The record is from RefSeq and is a predicted model, not a curated record. Gene Ontology annotation, molecular function: transmembrane transporter activity. Bases 1 to 1527 code for a protein of 508 amino acids. Gene Ontology annotation, biological process: transmembrane transport. The transcript has 3 exons.